GCCUGUCAGUUAGUGCCGCGGCGCCGUGACGGUACGGUGUUUAGUUGGUACGUGGUCGUCGUUCCUUCCGGCCGGUCGUGCGCGCGCGUCCGCUCGUGUGCGUCUCGUCGUCGCCCGAUGAUGAUGAUGAUGAUGAUGACGACGACGAUGACGAUGAUGACGACGACGACGACGAUGACGACGACGACGACGACGACGACGACGACCGGCACACCACGGAGACCCACGGCGCGAGGAGACACGCGGCGCCUCGACUGCCAGUGACGCGACCGGACCUCGUGUGUGCGUCGCCAGCGUCCCCCCGCUCGGUUUUUUGCAUUUUUCUAAAUGGAUACUCUGUUGUUAGCGCGACACGCGACCGCUAGUGGGACGUGCGCUUAAGGAUUGUGCGUUAGGGAGCCGUCAGUUUGUCGUUGUGCUGGUUCCUCGUCAACCGCUGCGGCUGUACGCGAGUGAGAUCUUUUGUAAAUUUGUAUCAAGUGCGCGCGGGAGAGUAAAGGGGAAGGGAAACACGGUGACACACGGGGAGGAGGCCCAGACGGCCCAGAGGCGGCGGGAUCUACAAAGACCGGUUGUGAUCGAUGAUUUCUUUGGUGCUGUUUUGUGUGUGCGCGUAAGCGUCGCCGAUAGUCGGAGCACAUCCGGGCGGAUAACGCGAGAUACACGGGAUAACAAGGUGAGCCGAUCGGACGGACGGCGGCGAUCACGCAUGCGGAAACGGAAGCCGCGCGACUAGAGCGGUUAUGAGAGUUCGAUGACCACCGGCGCGCGGACCAUCGACGCUACCAUGGACUACCUGCAGACGUGCCUCAUCUUUUACCUGCUGAUCCUCUGCUUCUGCGGCGGACGCUCUAUAGACAUAUCACAAUGCAUCGCACCCCUGGGGAUGGAGUCGGGCGCGAUUCCCGAUACGGACAUCACUGCGAGCUCCAGCUUCGACAGCGGAAACGUCGGGCCGCAUCACGGACGGCUGAAGCAGGAGAGCCACGGCGGUGCCUGGUGUCCGAAGCAUCAGAUCACGACGGAGCCGCGCGAGUGGCUGGAAAUCGAUCUUCACACGGUGCACAUGAUCACCGCGACCGGCACUCAGGGUCGCUUCGGCAACGGCCAGGGUGCCGAGUUCUCCGAGGCGUACUUGCUCGAGUACUGGCGGCCGAAGCUGGGAAAAUGGGUGCGCUACAGGGGCUUUACCGGUGAAGAGGUGAUCUCAGCUAAUACCAACACCUACCUGGAAGCGAAGCACGAACUGCAACCACCGAUAUUGGCGACCAAAAUUCGUUUCCUACCCUAUAGCUACCACCGUCGCACCGUUUGCAUGCGCGUCGAGCUCUACGGUUGCCCAUGGAACGACGGCAUCGUCUCGUAUUCGAUGCCGCAGGGCGACAAGCGCAACAAUUGGGAGUUCUUCGACGCGACCUACGACGGUUAUUGGGACGGACAGCUACUGCGCGGUCUGGGACAACUGACGGACGGCAAGAACGGGCCGGACAACUUCAAGAUGGGCUAUUACGACGAUAAAGGGAGUCAAGGGGGCUGGGUCGGUUGGAAGAACGACACCAAGUCCGGCCAUCCGCUCGAGAUCAAAUUCGAGUUCGACCGCGUGCGCGAGUUCUCGGCCGUUCAUAUCUACUGCAACAAUCAGUUCACCAAGGACGUGCAGGUCUUCUCGGAGGUCAACAUCACGUUCAGCGUCGGCGGCGAGCACUUCCUGGGCGAGCCGAUCGUCUACUCCUACAUGGAGGACCGGAUCUUCGAGCACUCACGAAACGUCACGAUCAAGCUGCACCACCGGAUCGGCAAGUUCGUCAAGCUCAAGUUCGCCUUCGCCUCGCGCUGGAUCAUGAUCAGCGAGAUCACCUUUGACUCCGACAUCGCUCACGGCAACUUCAGCCAGGAAUCGCUGCCGACGACUGAGGCGCCGCGACCGCGGGACCGAACUUCGACCCGCGACAAUCCGCUGCAGGCCGAAGUUCCGGUGGCUAAGCAGGACGAUCCGACUUACAUGGCCGUGAUCAUCGGCAUCUUGACCGCGGUGAUACUGCUGCUGGCGGUCGCCAUAUUCCUAAUAGUCACGCGUCACCGCCAGCGGAAGAACUUUGCCAGCCCGCUCGGCGCCAAGAGCGCGAUCCCGUCUGGCAAUCAUCAGCAUCUGUCGCCGGAAUCCGCCUACGGCACCACGGAGAAGGACCCCUCGCUGAUGACCUACAGGGUCGAGGAGCUCGACGACCGGUACGCCGGCACGAAGCUCACCACUCUGCCGCGCGAUCUCAACGAUCGUCUCUUGGGCGACGUCAGACUCGACGAGUACCAAGAGCCCUUCCACGAGAACAAAUAUCGGGAAUCUCCGCACGCGGCGUACUACGGAUACAGCACGGUCGUCAUAGACAACAAAGACCUCCACGACAACGUCGAACAGUCUGAUGCCACUUAUGACUACGCAGUACCAAUGCCCGUGCCUAGCGUAAGCAGCGAUCAGGACAGCGUGUUCUCGAAAUCGUCCUCCAGGGGUAGCGCAAAGGCGUGCUUGCAGAGCUUUUUCCCGCCGCCGCCGCCCCCCAUGAGCGCGCCGCCCCCUCGAGGCUCCAGCAACCUGACGUACUCGAAUCCACCGAGUCCGGAACCAGUUUGCGAGCGCGAGCGCCGAGGUAGUAAGCGCCGCGAGCACUCCUUGCACAGAUACGCGUAAGGGCUGCUCUUCGCAGCCCGCGGGACAUUCAACGGACGACGAGAAGGAGGAAGAGGAGUAGUAGGAGGAGGACGAGCAAGAAGAAGCCGGCGGAUGGAUCGAAGGUACGGUGGAAGAUACUUCGUUACAGCGAGUAGACCGAGGUAGAUCGCGUGAUCGAGCGAGGCCCCCGGCACACCGCGAGCGAUCUUCCGACUCUGGAAUUCUGUGCCACUUCUCGCUGUCCGCCGACGAGCGCGCGUACGCGCUCUCCUCGGAAUCCUCGCGAAAUCGCGAUCGCGCUCGGAAUCGACGCUAAUCGACGAGCGGGAGAAGCGUGAAUGCGAAAAUUCUGACUCUUUUCUUAUCGUCACUCUGCUUUCGUCGCGCGCUUUCGUCAGCGAUGAGCGUUAGGUGGACGGGGUGGCGCAGGUCAACGCUUGGCCGCAGGAGCGUCCUCGAAUCUUCAUUGCUUUCGCAAAAAUCAUUCAGUGCUCUUUGCGUCGCCGCUGCUGUUCUUCUCCGCCAGAUGAUGUUAAGUUUAGCCAGAAUGGUCUGAUUAACCGACGCCCACGUUUUUUGCACAAGUAGUGCGUCAGAUUUAGCCGAAUUUGAUAUUAUUCGGGCAAGGAAAAGAGUAAUGACGAUAAACAAGAAAGAAAGGAACGAAAUUCGAAAGAAAUCAUCCGCGGCGUUUCGUCAAGCGAUGCGCGACACCGUCCAGGUCCAACUCACUCACCGACAACAAACGGAAACUGCGUGUCGCCAAUCGCCUUUUGCACGCAGCCGAGAGACGCGGCUUUACCUUGUAAGAAAAUCUUUUUAUACGAAAUCAACUCGAUUCCGCGCGCGUCCGCCGCUCGGCACGUCGCGGCUCCCGCGGAUUCUCGCGCGGGGCUCGCGCUACAAAGGCGCGAGCAGAUAAAGCCGCCGGUGGCCACGAAGACGCGAGGGAGAAUCCGCGAAUCGAGCGGUCGCUCUUUCGCGGUGGCGAAAACGCCGCGUUUCGUUGUGCAUUUCGAGGCGAACGCUGCGAGCGGCAGGCGACGCGUGUGAGAUCCCGCUUCGUUGUACAACGACGAUAUCUUCCCCUCUCGUCCGGAGACUUUCCGGGCGGCAACGGACGAAGGAGGAAGGCGAAGAAGAAGACAGCGGAGAAGAGGAGGCAGAAGCGAGAACGCAUUGCGUCCUAAAAGGGGGAACCGAGUCGCUCCCUUCUCGACCAGCACUGCCAUCGAUAUGAAUUGUUUCCGCGCGAGCGCGUUAAGGAAUGUAAUCGCGACCUCGCUGCACGGUCACAUUUUUUUCCUGUCCUUUUUUUUUUAGGGAGACACUCGACCUACACUAUCUUCCUGCGGGAUAGCUGUGUGACGUGCAUAUGUACAGGAGCCGCGUAACAAUCGGAAUUAUUAUAUACUGUAAUUGGCAUAUCAAUUUUUCACGGCGAAAGGCGCCGCAUCUCGUGCGCAGACUCGGCUCUUCCCGGCGGAGAUUCGUCGGCGAGGACCGUCGCGUCGCGUUUCCUUCGCGGUCUUUCCGCGCUCCCCUCCCCCUCCGCUUCUUCCUCCUCCUCUCCGCCCCUCCCCUCGCGGAGGAGGAAACGGUCGAACGAGCCCUCGGAAAAUUUCGCGAUACAACUCGCAUCGAGGCUGCGAGACGUCGCCUUUUCCGCUCCGCGGACGUUUCUUCUCUCGAAAUCGGCAUCGCGAAGAGAGACGCGUUUCCAGGACGAAUCUCCAGGAAGAGUCGCGUUUUAACGAUUCGGCCCGUUGGACGCGCGCAUGUGCAACGGUGAUCGAGCUCGCUAUCGAUCCAGACGUGCGGGAGAGGAGAGAGAAGACGAGAGGGAACGGGAGAAUGAGUGAGAGAGAAACGCGAAGCGAGCAGGGGAAGGAGAAACGAGCGGCGGGGCGGAUGAGAUAUUUAUCCGGUGGCUGCGAUCGUUACGUCGGAUCGAAAAGAUAAUUAAUUGCCAGCUUGAUGGAAUAAGCGGGCGUUUCAAUUAUUCGCGCGCUCGAACGAACGUCAGGCGUCGCGGCGCUUGACGUUCGACGGCCGGGGGCGCAGCAAUGGCUGGAGAAGAGCCUCGAGGCGGCAUGAAAAAAGCCGCGGCGCACGGCAGAUCGACGUGACGAUAUUUAAAAAAGCGAGAACGGUAGCGAGCCUCGAUCCCAAGCCUCACUCAAGACUGACGUCACAUAAAUAAUUCAGUAUCCUGACUGCGCGACGUGCACGCGUCAGUCGCGUAUUAUUUAUUGUCGCGCGCUGCGCCCGUGACGAACCUUUAAUUUAUAUGUAUAUGUAUACAUAUAGUACAUACACAGACACGCGCGACAUUAUACACAUACGAGAAAAGUAAAUAUAUAAAUACACAAAUAUGACUACAUAUAUAUAUAUAUAUAUAUAUGUAUAUAUGUAGUCAUUUAUAUAUUUAUACCAAAUUAUACUUUAUCGAUACACUCUGUGUAUGUAUCGAGAAAUUUUCCCUCCUCUUUUAUACGCGUUUUGCUCAAAUUUUACCCACACAUGUAGUUAUUGUUGCUUCAUCCCUGUAUUAUCAAUUUCUUACGCUGAUAAAUUCUCGAUUAUUCCUUUCCCUCGUUGCAUGAAAGCAUAUAAUAUACGUAUCUCGUAUGACGACGAAUCUUAAGCAUAUGAUAAAUUGUAAUAAAUCCAACUUUAUUUCUUUAUUUCUGCCGACAUCGUCUUCAUGCAACGAGGAAGAGGAAUAACCGAGAAUUUACCAUUUAACGUUAGGAAUUGAUGAUACAGCGAUGAGGCAACAAUAAUUUUAUGUGCACGUAAAUUUGAGCAAAGUGCGUAUAAGAGAAAGGAAAAUUCCUCGAUACAUACACGGGGAUGAAGUAUAAUCUGGUAUAAAUGUAUAAAUAUAUAAAUAUGAUUUUAUAUAUAUAUUACACACACACACACACACACACACACACACACACACACACACAUACAAAAGUAAUAUACGUAUCUCGUACGACGACGAAUUUUAAGCGUAUGAUAGAUUGUAAUAAGCCCAACUUUAUUUCUCUAUCUCUACCGACAUCGCCUUCAUGCAACGAGGAAAAGGAAUAAUCGAGAAUUUACCAGCGUAAGGAACUGACAAUACAGGGAUGAGACAACAAUAACUACAUGUGUACGUAAAUUUGAGCAAAACGCGUAUAAGAGGAGGGACAAUUUCUCGAUACAUACACGGGGAUAAAGUGUAAUCUGGUAUAUCGCACGCGAUUACAGAAUACAUGAAAAGAACUCGACCACAUUGUGAUAUAACGGCAAGUAGCCCGGGCUCUCGCGCGUCUCACACGUAUGUAGACACGUUAUAUGCUUAAGCGUGCCCUGCGCGGACAAGAGAGAAACUACUCUCUCUCUCUCUCUCUCUCUGUCUCUCUCUCUCUCUCUCUCUCUCUCUCUCUGUCUUUCUCCUUCACUCCAUCCCUCUCCUCUCGGAUUUCGUUCCGAAAGAGCGGCCGUAAAGUGCAGCGACUGCACUCUCUCUUCUUCUCACUCUUCGCCUAGCCAGCUAGCCAAGUCUACGAACGGCGCGACGGGCUCUCUUUCUUUCUCAUUCUGCCUCCCUUCCUCUUUCUCCCACCUGUGUGUGGCGCGCAAAAUUUAUUACCGGUUUAAAUAUCUGACGUGGAACGUGGCAUGAAAUUUAAGACUCGUCCGGCGCUUUUACCGCCCGGCCGCUUAAAUAGCGUUCCACGUACGAUUAUUUGGUCGUCCGUCGGCCGCCGCACUUUCCUCGAUUACCCGGGCCCCAUUCUAUUAAGCUUAAUUUUUCUCUCAUUUCGCCGGACGGUUCUCUCCUCUCUGUCUCUCUCUCUCUCUCUCUCUCUUUCUCCCUUUCGUCCGUUUUUCUCCCUCUCUCGCGGAAACGCGGGAACGCGGCUCCGCAACGUGCACGCGUCGCGUCGACCGAAACCGGUACGUACCGCGCGCGCGAUGCUCGUGAUUGACGUUCCGCUAUUUUUAUCCCGAAUACCUGCACGGGCAAUGUUCGCGAGCGAGCGUAUCGGUUUUUCGAUUAAGCCGCGAGACAGUCUGCCUCGUCGAGGAGAAAUUUAAUCGGCCACCCUUCCGCGCAGGUCGCGCGCCCUUUCGCGGCAAGAGCGGCGCGUUGCGCGUCUAACAACGAGAUCGGAACAUUGCUAUGUCUAUUUAGUGUUUAAUCGAUAUCAUCGCCACGUAGGAUGUUAAAUUAACGAAAAAAGCGAAAACGUAAAAAAAGCAGUAAAACUCAGAAACUAAGAGUGACAGCUUCGAACGCUUCUCGAGUGUAAAUAUUAACCGUUAGGGACCUCGUACACACGGUACACACGGUAUACACAUCCACACAUCCACACACACACACACACACACACACACACACACACACACACACACACACACGUACUCUCUCUCUUCAAGCGCCUUAAGUUGGGGGGCACCGAGCAAAUAAUUUCGUCGCAAUAAUAAUCGUCGUCUUUUAGGAGAGCGGGAGAUGUAUCAAGCGUACAAGCGGUUAUCGUAAUCGUAAUAGAGAGAAAAAGAGUCUGCGGAGAGUUUACGGCUCGCGUCGAGAGGAGGAGAUCUCCAAGAGGCGAGGAGGAAAGCCUCCUCUCGGAUCUCCUCUUCUUCGUUCUCCUCGGGAGGCAACGGCGGAGAGAUCGGCGUCGUUCGCCGAGCUUGUUCCUCCUCGUCGCCCUCGUCGUCGCCACCACCGUCGGCCCUCGAUAAUUUUCUCGCUCGACGGCACCGCGAUCGAUUCGCCGAUUAUCGCGCUGCGCCGCGCCGCGCCGCGCGGAAAAUUCGCCGAGCGCCUCGGCGAACACACACUGCCCGUUGCCGGCAAUAAUCGUCAAUUCGUCGCGAGCGAACGCGUAACGUGUGACUCACGUCGCCGUGAUGUCUAAGAAGCGAGAGAUGGCGGCAGAUGGCGGAAAGUUGCUUCGUACAAAGCGGGAAGGGAAAAAAGACCGAGGCCCAAGGAAGAGCCCGGCCGAGGUGUGGAGCGAUAAGGGAGACACUCUCCUGCCUGUGCCUGUGCUCGCAGGACAUCCAGGACCCGUAUUAAUAAUCGCUAGCGGAAGCUUAUUUCACGUGCGCGCCAUAACUCACAGGUCUGAAUUCAGGCCGGUAUUAAUAACCGUCACUUGAAACUUGUCGCAAGUGAGACGCGCAGGAUCCGAAUUGGGAGUUUGCUGUGCGCUCUUCGCUCGAACCGCACUGGCAAAUGUAUUAAACCAGUGCGCGGAGGGGUUGUCACGUGCUUGUCAAGUGAAAUAGGGUUUGAAACGAAGUUGCGUCUAAUUCCGGAGAGUCGGCCGUCUUUACGAGCAGCGACUUUCACUCGACGUUUUUUUUUUUUUACGUACCUAACGAGAACCUUCCGUUUUCCUCGUGACGCGAAAAUUUCAGCCCCAUGAGAUUUUAACAGAAGAGAAUUUAAUGGAAAAAAUGACAAAUGCUCUGCGCACCGACGUGAUAACGUGCGUCGGCAUGAUUCAACCGAGAAACUCACGUCCAUCUCUAAAUUCAGGCCUGAGUGUCUCGCACGAGAUGAAUUUCAGGCAUAACGGCCAUCAAUAACGAUGCAUUAAUCAAUAAAGGGCUUAGAGUUGGAGAGACUCAAGUUCUCUCGGGUGAAUCGUACGUAUAAUACAGCUGACACCGUAAUUGCGCCAUUUUUCAGCCGACGAACUCGCGUCAGACUCCAAACUCAAAUCCGAGUGUCUCGAAUGCGACAAGUUCCGAGCAACGACUGUUAACACGGACUUAUCAGUCUCUCUCUCUCUCUCUCUCUCUCUCCUCCUCCUCCCUCCCCUCCCCUCUCGCGUCCAACCGACUCAUGAAACUGUCAACAGCCGUCUCUCUCUUCCAGCGUCUCGCCCAACGUCUCACUCUCUAGGACGACGCGCUCCUUCCUUCCUUCUUGCUCGUCGACGCUCCUCCUGCGACAUCCUCCGGCGUAAAAGCCCUCUCGACUCCCUCCUCUCCGCCGCGGGUAAAAAUAGAUUUUUACUCCGUUCUAUUUCUAUUCCUCCCGAAAACGGGAGGCGGCCGCGAGGGCGACGGCGGCGAGACAAUACCCUUGCGAGCUGGCCCCGGCUCUCGGAGCUUUCGAGAGCACCUCCGGGACACAAAGACACUACUCCUCGAAGACGUAAGUAAUGGGAGACCGGUACAGCACAGCAACGAGCUCCAACUGGCCGCGGGAACUAGUUCGAGACGGCAGAACCGGACGCCAUUAUCUAUCGCCUAGGAGCCGGCCGGGAUUGGACACGCUCGUAAUUUUGAGUUAUCCCCGUCAGGACGGGAGGGACGUUAAUAAUCCUCCAGGUGCGAAGGGCGGAUUCGCUCUCGCGCAGAACACUCGCUCGCUCGCUCGCUCGCUCUUACCAUAAACGCGCCCCGCUAAAUUCUUAUCGCGCGCGCACUCUCGCGCCCGGAACAUCAUCGGAACGAGAUAACGCGGCGGUCUCUCGUUCGCCAUCUCGCCAUCUCGCCGCCGCCGCCGCCGCGUAUACGAGUUCCUUGCACCCGCUGCAAGCCCGGCUCCUCUCGCAGAGUCGUAAGUCUUCCUCUUCCGUUCGCCAUCGAGGGCAGGAGGAGGAGCAGCGGGACGGGCAGAUACAACCGACGAUACCGCCGCGCGGUCUAUACCGAUAUGACCGCGAUGCGACAUACGACGCGAUCGGUAUGUAGCCGCGCGCGAGAUCGGGGGAAGUUUCUCUCUCCCUUCCUCUUUCUCCCUCUUUCUCCCUCUCUCUCUCUCUCUCUCUCUGCCUCUGUCUCUUUCUCCCUUCGGCAUAAAUCACACACGCAACCCUUUUUCCUAUCUGACAUGAGAAAUGCGGGAAGAAGCUCGCGGUGCACGACCGAGGCGGGCGACGGCGGGCGGAAAGUGGCGCGGGCCGGCUCAUCCUUUACGGGAGGACAUGUGAGUGCGUACACGCGCGAGCUCUACGAGCAGGAUCGUAAAAAAAAAAAAAGA
This is a messenger RNA of Harpegnathos saltator (Jerdon's jumping ant), 9650 nucleotides long. RefSeq names its product discoidin domain-containing receptor 2. The transcript is spliced from 10 exons. The coding region runs from base 755 to 2686 and encodes 643 amino acids. The record is from RefSeq and is a predicted model, not a curated record. NCBI's taxonomy places the organism in Eukaryota, Metazoa, Arthropoda, Insecta, Hymenoptera, Formicidae.